This is a messenger RNA of Pectinophora gossypiella (pink bollworm), 2212 nucleotides long. It is a transcript of the gene st4, whose product is annotated as facilitated trehalose transporter Tret1-like. Gene Ontology annotation, biological process: carbohydrate transport; transmembrane transport. The transcript has 7 exons. The coding region runs from base 127 to 1713 and encodes 528 amino acids. Gene Ontology annotation, molecular function: sugar transmembrane transporter activity. The record is from RefSeq and is a predicted model, not a curated record. Gene Ontology annotation, cellular component: membrane. Lineage: Eukaryota; Metazoa; Arthropoda; Insecta; Lepidoptera; Gelechiidae.
GUUGAUAUCUGAGAUUGUGUCGUCCCAGUCUCGGCGGACCGCUCUAUAUCGACGAUCAUUUGUACAACAUUGUGUGUCGAGACCAACAUAGUGGUGGGGGUGUGGUGACCAGUGGAUUUCACAAAAAUGGACGACUUGACUCCAGCUCUGGACAACGACAACGACUCCCUGGAAGAGAAUGCAGAAGACACGAAGCUCGAAGUUCCGGAGACCAGGAAUGGGAACAGGAAGAUACUGCAGAGGAUCGAGACGGUUCCAGACAUCAAGAGGGAUACUUCUGGGAUCACCACGCAGUAUAUUGCUGCUGGCAUCGUAAACCUGGGCGCGCUGGCUUCAGGGGUAUGCGUCGCGUGGUCAUCAUCAGCGCUUCCACUCCUUUCCCCUGGUCAUCCUGAGAUAUCCGAGUUCAGCACUAUCCCCAACGCAACACACAGGCUUACUAUUUACCAAUCAGAAGCGUCAUGGGUGGCGUCGCUGCUCUGCCUGGGCGCACUGUUCGGCGCGGUGCCGGCUGGCCUGAUCUCCCAGUACUUCGGACGGAAGAAGACCUUGCUCUACCUGGCCUUGCCGCUGGUGGUGUCCUGGAUACUUGUGGCUUCCAGUCCAAACGUCUACGGCCUGUACGUAGGCCGCCUGGUCGGUGGAGUGGCGGUCGGAGCCUUCAGCGUCAGUGUUCCACCGUACAUCGAGGAUAUAGCUGAGAAGCCUCUCCUGCCAACCUUGGCCAACUUCUACCACCUGCACUUCACUUGCGGAGUACUUUUUGGAUAUAUUAUAGGUAUGGUAAACAGCGUGUCAUGGCACUGCCUGCUUUGUGCCAGCAUACCAGUUGCCUUCUUCAUCGCCUUUAUCUUCCUCCCGGAGUCGCCAGCCUACCUCCUCUCUCAGGGAAAAUUCGCCGAAGCCAAGACCUCCCUGACGUAUUUCCGCGGCAUCGACAACGACGUCGACUCCGAAAUCAAGAGCUUAAAGGAAAACAUCAGGAACUCUCUCAAACACAAAGUCACCUUCAAAGAACUUUUCAGUACAAGAGCAACUAUCAAAGCUCUAGUUGUCUCUUUCGGACUCAUGAUCUUCCAGCAACUAAGUGGCAUCUACCCCAUCCUUUUCUACGCUGACUCUGUUUUCAAACCUUUUGAAAUUUCCCUCAACCCACCCGCAGGUGCUAUUAUUUUGGGUUUCUCGUUAGUCACGUCUACUUAUUUCUCAUCUAUGUUACUAAAGACUAUCAGGAGACGUAUUUUGUUGAUCAUCUCUUUAACGACAAUGGCUAUGAGUUUAGGGGGCUUAGCGACUUACUAUCAUUUGAAAGCAUCAAAUUCUAUCACUUCAAAUAGUACGUGGGUACCGUUGUUAACAUUAUGUAUAUACGUAAGUAUGUACGCAGCGGGUAUAGGGCCUAUUCCUUGGUUGAUGCUAAGAGAAAUCUUUCCAGCAAAUGUAACGAGAAGAGCCACGGCUAUCACUGCAGGCUUUCAUUGGUUCCUGGCGUUUGGUGUGACAAAAUUGUACCAGAAUCUGGUGGAAAAAGUAAGCCCGGGUUGGACUUUGUGUCAUUUUUCAGUGACAUGUAUUGUAGGAGCUAUUUUUGUUUACUUUUUUGUACCAGAAACUAAGGGUAGGACACUGCAAGAGAUACAAGAUGAAUUUGAAGGUAUACACAGGCAUAAGAAACACACACAUGUCAUUGAAGUCGAAUGCGGUCCUGAGUGAAUGAGGUUUAAUUUUAAGUCGUGGUGAAAGAUUUAUUUAUACGUAGCAUAGAUUUAAUUACAUUUGAAUGAAAGAUGGAGAAUUAUAAAUUCUUUAAAUGCGAGUUUUAAUGCUAAGUGAAUCAGAAAUUUUACUUUUAAAUUGAACAAUGUUAGUGACCAUCAUUCAAGUUUUUUUGAAGAAACUUCAUAGACUUUUAUGUAGUUUUUGUUGAAUACUUAUUUUCUUUCAACUUUUAAUAGUCCGUCGUAAGAACGAAACUUACUAUUUCUUUUGUGUAAAAAUGUACUUUUUCAAACCAGUCGAGAAAUGAAAAUUUUAUAAAAGACUGAUUCGAACAACGAUUUGAUUUUCGUAUGCAAUAGAAUAAAAAUACUAGGAUUAGCGUUAUUUAUAGUUUUGAGGGAUCGAUAAUUGAUGUAGCUGCCAUUAUUAUUUUAAGUACCUACCGUCUGUAUAUAUUUAUGAGUUGCGAAAUAAAAUUUUAUGUAGAGUAUUA